UUCUUAGAUUCCGGUUGCUUUCUGGUUCGAAUCGUCUGGUUCUUUUCGCUAAGACAUCGAUCAUGGCGGCCCGUUCGAUUUCAAAGAAGAGGAAGUUUGUAGGAGACGGAGUUUUCAAAGCAGAGUUGAACGAGUUUUUGACUCGUGAACUCGCCGAAGAUGGUUACUCUGGAGUUGAGGUGCGUGUCACGCCCCAACGCACUGAAAUCAUCCUUAUGGCCACUCACACCCAAAGCGUUCUUGGAGAAAAAGGUCGCAGAAUCAGGGAAUUGACCUCUGUCGUCCAAAAGAGGUUCAACUUCAAAGAUAACACCGUCGAACUCUACGCCGAGAAAGUUGCAACGAGAGGUCUUUGCGCUAUCGCGCAGGCCGAAUCUUUGCGAUACAAGUUGAUCGGAGGUCUUGCCGUGAGGAGGGCUUGCUAUGGAGUUUUGCGAUUCAUCAUGGAAUCUGGGGCCAAGGGAUGUGAAGUCGUUGUCAGUGGUAAAUUGCGUGGACAGCGAGCAAAGUCGAUGAAAUUCGUAGAUGGGCUCAUGAUCCACUCUGGAGAACCCACGAAUGAAUACGUGAACACCGCAACUCGUCACGUUCUUCUCAGACAAGGUGUCUUAGGAAUUAAAGUCAAAAUUAUGCUUCCGUGGGACCCCAAUGGCAAAACUGGACCCAAAAAUCCAUUGCCAGACAACGUUUCCGUGGUUGAACCAAAAGACGAGGUUCUUCACUCGCAACCAUCAUCUGAAAUCAAGGCCGCUAAGGAUGUUCCUCAGCCUGCUCCAAUUCCAGUUUAAUCCACCAAUUAUACAUUCGCAAUAAAAACAGGAAAUUUA
Belonocnema kinseyi is the source of this 827-nucleotide messenger RNA. RefSeq names its product 40S ribosomal protein S3-A (gene RpS3). Gene Ontology annotation, cellular component: cytosolic small ribosomal subunit; nucleus. NCBI's taxonomy places the organism in Eukaryota, Metazoa, Arthropoda, Insecta, Hymenoptera, Cynipidae. The record is from RefSeq and is a predicted model, not a curated record. Gene Ontology annotation, biological process: positive regulation of apoptotic signaling pathway; translation. The transcript has 4 exons. The coding region runs from base 63 to 788 and encodes 241 amino acids. Gene Ontology annotation, molecular function: RNA binding; structural constituent of ribosome.